AUGCUAAAGGGGUAACAUCAACUACCUGAUUUCAUCGCCGUGAUACUUGUUUAUGGGAUAAUCUUCAGCGAAUAUUAUGCUUUUGUUUUUAUCUUCCUACCUGCAUUUCUUAAUAAACAUGGAAGUAUUACUUAUUUGAUUGGAAUUGAAUUUACCAUCAUAUUCAUCUUCUUGAAUUUAGCCUACAUUAUGAUCCAAUAUACCAAGCCUGGAUAUCCUCCGAAAGACUUAGUAUUUGCUCUUAUGACACUUAGGCUAAACAUUAUCAUGAAAGAACUUUGGAAGACAUUAAAUAAAGAACAAAAAAAAUGA
Molecule: messenger RNA, 312 nt
Organism: Paramecium tetraurelia
Lineage: Eukaryota; Ciliophora; Oligohymenophorea; Peniculida; Parameciidae
Exons: 2
Source: RefSeq, a predicted model, not a curated record